This is a messenger RNA of Cercopithifilaria johnstoni, 1089 nucleotides long. Lineage: Eukaryota; Metazoa; Nematoda; Chromadorea; Rhabditida; Onchocercidae. The record is from the annotation of a GenBank genome assembly.
AUGGAAAUAAGGGUAAUCGUCGACGGGGUCGAACGGAGUGUUUCUGGAAUAACGGACAGCACAACAUGCGCCCAAAUUAUUUAUGCCCUCGCUCAUGCCACAGGACAUAAGGGUCGUUUCGUUUUAAUUGAAAAUUUUCAAAAUACGGAAAGAAGUCUGGCACCAUUGGAUCGACCACUUGAAAUAUUGCGGAAAUGGGGUAUCCGUUCACGUUACGUGACGUUUCUCCUGAAGCAUCUGGAUGAGGACCCAUCAUCCGUUGCCAGCGAAACUUAUCUUGUUAAUAAUGACGACAGAUUGGAAUAUUCAGACCUGGAAGAACCACCUUUCACUUCAGUAGAUAUUCCUAUACCGCAGAGCACACAUACCUGCGGUGAUUUUGAAGAAAAUUGCGGAGUUGCCUGUCCCACUGCUAUUCUUCCUUCAACGACGGAACAGUUGUGUCGUCCAGUUUUCCAAAAAGUUAGCUCGCAGACAGUCACCAACGAACGAAUAAGGAGUCGACCACCUCCACCGGCCUACCAUCAAGUAAUUGAACAACGUUUCAUUUCCUUAUCCAGACAAAAUACGCCGUCUUCAUCAUUAGCACCAUUACAAUCAGCGAAUACUUCCAUCGAUCACCAGUGGCGUCUUACCAACUGUGUAACAUCCCAGCCGAUCAAUCUCGAUAGCAGUGAUGUUUUUACAAGAAAAUUGAGCGCUGAUUCUUUGGAAGGACUGAUUCAAAACCAGAAGCAAAUUAUCGAACAACAGAAAGCUUAUUUAGCUAGACUAGAUCUUGCCAUCGACAAUGACCAACAACGUGAAGUUAUCCAGUUGAGAAGACAACAAGAAAACUUAAGAGCUGUACUAAGUCCAUUACGGAAAUGUGAUUGGCCAAAUCGCUUACAAAAUGAACGCAUUGAGUUGCAAAAAAUUACUGCAUCCGUCAGCGAAUUUAAGCAGAAGUUGGAUGCCAUCACAAAUGAAAUUAGAUUGCGAACCGAUGAAGAGCAUAAAUUAAAAUGCAAUAUACUGGCGAUGGAGGAGGAACUCAAACAGCUAGAGGAUGAUGUUGACAUUGCAAUAUUGUCCGAGAAUAACAACUAA